CCGGUAGCUUAAAUAGCCUUUUACCACAGUCAGUGGGUUUUAGCUUCAACUGAGUCAUCAUAACGCGUCUCGCCAUCGCAUGCCUCUGCACAUUUUUCAGACGCUAUAGCAGUUGAAUUCCUGUGUGGACAUAUUUAGGCAUAGAGGAGACUGGAGCUGGAACUCUGUGAACCACAGGACCUGCAGGAUGGUGGCGGAACCAUGGACUCCAAGAAACCAAUGGCCUCUCUGACCCCCACAACAGGGAACGCUCCUGGUUCCAAACCCAUAACAAGCAAGUCAUAUUUGGACAGACCCCGCUGUGACAACUCGCUGGUUAACUUGACGCAAAAGUUUCUGGAGCUGCUGAAACGCUCUAUUGACGGCGUGUUGGACCUAAAUGUUGUCACCCAGGAGCUUGGAAUCUCCAAGAGACGCGUCUAUGAUGUCACCAAUGUCCUGGAAGGCAUCCAACUCAUCAAAAAGACUUCCAAAAACCACAUCCAAUGGAUGGGCGGUGGAGUCAUUGGAAAAAGUGAUCAAGAGCUAAAGGUUCUCGCAGAGAAGGAGGAGAAGUUGGAUGAGCUGAUCCGAAGUUGUAUGGCACAGAUGCACCGACUGUGUGAGGACCACCACAGUCAAAGGUAUGCCUAUUUGACAUAUGAGGAUGUCCACAGGAUUCCGAGUUUAAAAGAACAGACCGUGAUCGUAAUCAAAGCCCCUGUUGAGACGAAGCUGGAGGUGCCACACCCUGAGGAGAGCCUCCAGGUCCGCCUCAGUAGCACCCAGGGACCCAUAGAGGUUUUCCUCUGCUCUGAUGACCCCAUGCCAAUGGAAGCUGCAGACAGCUUAGCGGCCACCAGUUGGAACUACUCCAUUGUCUCUUGGCCUUUCUCAUCCGUCAUCCAGGUGUCUCCCAAAGGCAAUGCUAGCGAUAGUUGCGGAAUCACUAGUUUCUCCAACCCACUGUCGGUGCUGACACAACAGUCAGUACCGGUUGCUUUCUCACCAAUGCCCACCUUACCCCAAUCCCCUACUGAAGACCGACACAGUUUUGUCACCCUCACUCCACCUUUGGCCUGCUCUCUCGAUGAGGAGCAGUAUCUCCUGAGCCUGCCUGAGGAUGAGGGCAUUACUGAUCUCUUCUCCUGCGUUGACUUGGACCAGUCACAAGAUAUGCCUCUUCUUUGAACAGCUAGAAAAGGAACAAGGAAUACAACGUGGAUGCGAUUUUUAACCCAGAGGUCGACUGUUUUUUGUUAUUCUUCUUCUUUUGGACUGACAUAUACAUUUGAAACAUUGUGUUCUUCAAUCUGUUUCAUGUCCAGGAGACACUUGCGGGCGUCCCUCCCCAGAGUACAAGCAUAACAGUCUCAACACAGGACACGUAAUCUUGACCCAACACUCUUGGUGAUUUAUGGGAACAACACUGUUGUAAUGGUCUGAAGUGAUCACAUGUGUCAUUUUGGUACUUUGAUCAGGAAGCAGCCAUUUGAUGUAGAGUGUCUGAAGACUGAUCACGUAGCACUAACCAGUGUUCAUUGAACUCAUUUAAAAGCUUCUCCAAAGUCAUCCACGAGAUAUUUUGACGCUUGCAUUGGAUUCUUUGGAAAACAUACAACUAUGGGGGCAGUGUAUUGUCCUUUCUUAGCUUUUUAACUUUGUUUCCCAGUCAGCCCUUCAAGUUACCAAUGCAGGACCUAAGUCAUAUUACAGCUUAUAGCUCAGUCUGGCUUGAUGGUCUACUCAGGACUCUGGUAAAUAUUUACUAAAGGUUGAAUUUUUUUUUUUUUUGUAUUAAAGUUUGAACCAUACUCAGUAUUCAUACGAUUCUCUCAAGUUGGACUUGUAUUACAAUAUUGUUGCAAUACUAUACCAGUGAAAAGUCUCACUGACUGUUGUUCAAAUACCAAACAUUUCAGCACUGGCUGAAGUACUAUCAUAGGCUCUCUUCCUUCUCUUAGUAGUUAAGUACCAUGGAGAUAUCUAUGGAUCAAAAGAGCAUUGAUAUGCAUUUUCUCUGCAAUAACAAACUAUUACCUCAUCUAUUAAAGACCUGCACUUGAAUGCAGGGAAAUGUAAGGAGUCCAGUGAGCACAGCUCUGGCCGUGUCAUACUCCAUUACCCUGGUAUUGUGUAUACUGGCUCACAUGCUCACCUGUUGUACACAACUAGCUGAGAGUGGCAAUGCUGUGGAGACACACAUACGCAAAGCAAAGGCCAUGCUUUCUGGCUGACAAGAAAACAUCACUCACUUUAAAACAUUAUGAUAGACUUGUAGAUGGACUGGUUUUUGAAUUUUUGCAAUGGUGACCUUUUCCAGACAGUGGUUGAAGGAAUGAAGUGGAGAGGCUGUGUUUGCACGGUCUGCUCCCACUCAAUCCUCUAACUUUUUAUCAACAUUCUUCUUAACAUGCUAGGCUCUUCUGCUGUGACAAGUGAACUGUCUGCCAGUGAAAAAGUGGCAUCAGACUCUCUGAGGGACACGACUUCAGAUGCUGAAUGUAGAAACACGCUGUAAUAUUUUUUUUUGUUAUCUAUACUUGAGCAUUACUUACGAGUGCCUCCUAAAAUGUGAUCAGUUCAAUGCAAUGCUACCUUUGGAAGUAAACUUUUAUCACUGAAUUGCCAGCAGCAACACAUCUGUUUUUCUUACCUUUCAUUAACAAGAUCAAUGGCAGACAGUGCCAGAGCAAAGUUGCGGAAACUGCCGUGUUUGCUGCUAUUAGCAGUUGAAAACAGCCAAGUCACUACAAGGCGUUUAGCAGCUAGCAACUGUUGAGAAAUCGAUGCUGCUGAGAGAAUAGCUUCAUCUAUAUCUACUCCAGUACGGUCCUUUUUUUUUUUUUUUUUUUUUUUUUUUACAAACUUGGCCUCUUCGGAGAGGACAGGAUAAACUGUGUUUUGUCUGGAAGUGUUGGUUUGAUUAUUUUCCAGUCCAGUCCACUCUAAACUUGACUUGGCAACCACUAUAUGACCCUAGUACUAUGCACCACACAUGUGCCUUAUACGUAUUUGUACCCAGAAAACUGCGAUGACUGCAAGUCGGCUUUCUGGUGAAAGUAAAUACUGUAACAAAGUGAAAUAAAGCGACACAUACCUGGUUUGGAUUUCA
Messenger RNA from Mugil cephalus (flathead mullet), 3094 nucleotides. RefSeq names its product E2F transcription factor 3 (gene e2f3). Gene Ontology annotation, cellular component: RNA polymerase II transcription regulator complex. Lineage: Eukaryota; Metazoa; Chordata; Actinopteri; Mugiliformes; Mugilidae. The record is from RefSeq and is a predicted model, not a curated record. Gene Ontology annotation, molecular function: DNA-binding transcription factor activity, RNA polymerase II-specific; protein dimerization activity; RNA polymerase II cis-regulatory region sequence-specific DNA binding. Gene Ontology annotation, biological process: regulation of transcription by RNA polymerase II. Bases 202 to 1170 code for a protein of 322 amino acids. The transcript is spliced from 7 exons.